AGAAUAGGGUAGAUAGAACCUUUGGAUUAGUUAGCAACUUCCAGGGCUCCCGUUCGGUCGUGUCGGAAACGAUUGUUUCUAUCGAAAAGCUGUCAACUAAAAAAUCAUUCAAAAUUCUGAGUUUCUGUUUAUCACCAACGUGGAAGUCUGGCUGUGACAUAACACACCGAAAAACGUGUCGUUCUUGGUCAGUAACAAAAUCAGCUAGCGAUCGGCUGCCACCGCGGACGGCAUAGUGCGGCCGCAAUUGGUUAAUUAGCUCCAGCGCUGCUUCAAACUAGCCAGAUCCGAUUGCAGCCAGAGAGUGUGUCUAGGAGAAGAAAACAGCUCAAUUACAAAAGCUAAAUCCGGCGUUAGUGGAAUCCAAAUUCGUAAGCAUCCCAAGACAAAAUCACUUUCCCAGUCGAGGGCAAGUCGAGAGGCAUAACGAAAAAGCGAAAACGGAAGAAAAUCGAUAUCGAACCUGAAGACGGAAGUAGGAGAGGGCGCGCACCAGAACGGCGGCAUCGGCGACAGAGCAGGCGAAAUUUCAAACCGCAGAAAGUGUUCCCCCAAAUGACUGAUCAGAACAAAGAUUCGGUCGGUCUAGAUCCGGAUGCUGGAAUAGCCAUCCAGAGUGUAAUACCGAAGCAGCGCCAGCAACUGCUCAAAUGGAACGGCUGGGGCUACAAAGACUCACGCUUCGAGUACACCGACGGCAUGCUGAUUUUCACCGGUAAUCGGUACCCGAUCGGAGGUUCUCUCUCACUACCGUACUUUAAAGAGUACGUCGAAAAAUAUCUUGGUGUGGACCUAACGGAUCGGCACGAAGGAAAUCCACUACCGCUGCACUUUCCGGAUCCCGUUCCAUGUCCACAGUUCACAACAAAACUUCACCAACACGGAAUCGAAUUUAGUCAGAAUGGUGUAGAUCGGCUCAUUCGGUGUCACGGGCAAACGCUACACGACAUGCACACGCUGCGAACGGGACAGUUCAAACGAAUCCCGGAUGUGGUCAUGUUCCCCACAAGUCACGCCCAGGUGAUACAGAUUGUUGAUGCAGCCAACGAGUGCAACGUGGUGGUGAUACCCUAUGGAGGUGGCACGUCCGUAUCCGGAGCAUCGACGUGUCCGGAAAAUGAGGAAAGACCGAUUGCCUUGCUCGACACUAGCCAGAUGAACAAGAUGCUGUGGAUUGAUAAGGAAAACUUGAUUGCCUGCUUUGAGGCUGGAAUAGUUGGACAGGAUUUGGAGAGAGAAGUUCGAAAACUGGGAUUUACCGUUGGACACGAACCUGAUAGUUACGAGUUUUCGACCUUGGGCGGUUGGGUUGCGACGAGAGCCUCCGGUAUGAAAAAGAACCUGUACGGAAACAUCGAAGAUAUUGUCGUGAAAGUCAAAAUGGUAACUGUACAAGGAGUGCUAGACAAGAACGUGACUACACCAAGGAUAUCGUGUGGCCCAGAUUUCAACCAUAUCGUCCUUGGAUCGGAAGGAACCCUGGGAGUUGUGACAGAAGUUGUUAUAAAGGUACGACCUUUACCUGAAGUAAAGAAAUACGGAUCCUUGGUAUUCCCAGACUUUGGAUCCGGGAUUAAAUGCCUCCGAGAGAUAGCCAAGCAACGCCUGCAACCCGCCAGUAUUCGACUGAUCGAUAACGAGCAAUUCGUUUUCGGUCAAGCACUCAAACCUUCAGGUGGUUACUUGUCCAACCUCACAGCCUAUAUGCAGAAAUCCUACAUUACCAAAAUCAAAGGCAUGAGCCUGGACAAAAUCGCGAUUGCCACCCUAGUGUUCGAAGGGAACGGCCGGGACAUCAAAGUGCACGAACGAAAAAUUCUAACCAUCGCUAGCAGUCAUGGGGGCUUUUCUGCUGGUAGCAUCAACGGCGAGAAAGGUUACAUUCUAACCUUCGUGAUCGCUUACAUCAGGGAUUUGGCUCUAGAGUACAACGUGGUUGCGGAAUCUUUUGAGACGUCCGUUCCGUGGAAUCGAUGCGAAACACUCUGUAGCAAUGUGAAAAAUCGGAUUAAAAAGGAAUGUGCCAAACAUAGCAUCAAACACUACCUCAUCUCGUGCCGGGUUACGCAAUCGUACGACGCCGGAGCGUGCGUGUACUUCUACUUCGGCUUCAACCACACCGGCUUCUCGAACCCGGUGCACAUCUACGAAACCAUCGAAACGUACGCCCGGGACGAGAUUCUCGCCUCCGGAGGAUCCAUCUCCCAUCAUCACGGCGUGGGGAAGAUCCGCGCCCGGUGGUACCCGCAGAGCGUAUCCCAGGUCGGGGUCAGCCUGUACCGGGCAACCAAGCAGCAGCUGGAUCCGAAGAACAUAUUCGCUGUGGGGAACUUUUUGCCGGACGCACGAGGCGAAGCUACUACUGACAGCAGCGAAAAUCAAAAGCUCAUCUCCAAGCUGUAGAUUUGCCUUAAGAUAUUACAAGUUUCCCUGCAAGGGGAUGGAUUUCUGUUAACAGUUUUAUUUAUGUUUAGAUUUUGAUGUGACUAGCAAUGACAUUCCAUUUACGUAGCAAAUUUUCGUUAACGAGUGGCUUAUAGUACUAUGUUGAAAUAAAUAAUUGUCGCCUUGUCCGAUUUA
This is a messenger RNA of Topomyia yanbarensis, 2580 nucleotides long. RefSeq names its product alkyldihydroxyacetonephosphate synthase (gene Agps). Gene Ontology annotation, biological process: lipid biosynthetic process. NCBI's taxonomy places the organism in Eukaryota, Metazoa, Arthropoda, Insecta, Diptera, Culicidae. The record is from RefSeq and is a predicted model, not a curated record. The transcript has 5 exons. Gene Ontology annotation, molecular function: alkylglycerone-phosphate synthase activity; FAD binding. The coding region runs from base 556 to 2403 and encodes 615 amino acids.